AUUUAAACAUAUUGAGUAAGUUAAAGUAUAGCUUCAACUUUAAACAUUUAGAUAAAAAAUUGAGUGGAAAGUAACUAUAACUUUAAUAUUUUGAUUCAAAAAUAUUCAUCCCCAUUAAAAGUUCACAUGGCAAAAUGAUACGGUUAUUUGGAUAAUAUGUACCCUCCAAUUGUUCAACGGCGCCUAAAGUUAUUCCUAGGUUUGAAUAGUUUCUCCGUCGGCAGUGUUGCUUGUCUGGCUAAUUUUCCAAUUGGCGGUCGUCCCUCUAGUUAGGGUUUCAAGUUUCUCCGCAGAUCUCCAUUUUGGGGACCGUGCGACUUCGUUUCAGCAUCAUCGAGCAAAUCACUUUGUGUAUUAGCGAGAAAAUAAUCGGCUGAUAGGGAUGAAGAUUCUCACAACGUAUAGCAGAGACAAAGAGGUACUCUAACGAACAUGGUUGGAAACGCAGGACAAAUGGAAAAGUUGAUCGGGCAGUGCGACGUUUUGGAGAUCGAGACUGAGGGUGAUGAACUGGUGCUCGAUGAGGAGGACGCUUUGGACCGCAUGAAGCAGACAUUUCCAAGGGCUCGUCCCCCUCCUGAGCCGCCGCCUUGGAGUGUACGAGAGUCUAUGAUUUGGAAGAUGAAUGAACUCAGUUUUAAUUCGUUUUAUUUCAUUUGUGUUUUUCUUUCAAACCGCAUAUUGUUUUGGAUGAGUUCUUAGUUCAUAGCAGAAAGUUUCAAGAAUUUAAGUCAGGUGGUGAUGAGAAGUCUUAUUUGUUUGUCAUUUGUUCAGUGAAGCCCAGUACAUAUAACAUGAUCAACGAAUCUUAUUACUUCUAGAGAGAUAUAGUUUCUAAAUCUGGUUCAAGGGCAUGUCAAACAAAAAACUUUUUAUCGUUUUGUUUCCUGUUUUAUCUCUAAUUGUAUUGUCAGCCAAGUGAUGAACGAUUUGUUGAUUUAAUAUAAUUGUUUGGUUUUACUAUUAAAAAAACAUUUUUAAUCAUAUUUUAGAAUUUUCCUAUUCGGAUAAUCCUAUCCUCCGUGCCAUGCUUAGAAGAUGCCAGGUAGGACUGAAGAUAGCAAAUCCUUUGGGAUCUAUGCAUUUUCCACCACUCAUUUAAUUUCCCACUCAACCCCCCUCUCUCUCCUAUCAAAAUCAUAUCGCUCGCUCCUCUAAGCGUUCACCAAAUAACCGAAAGAGAGCAGAGAAAGCAAGCUAUCGAACCGCAAAUAAAUGGCCUCUACUUGUGCAGUUUCCAUGGUGAUGCCCCCACUGACAGUUGCGGCCCCCAAGAGGCAGCCAACAGGAGUCGCCGUUGCUUCCUUCUUGAAGCCGAUGCUACCGGCGAUGCAAUCUAAGCCGAUCGUGGCGUCGAAACCAACCGGGAAAUUUGAAGUGAGGGCGUCGCUCAAAGACAAGGCUGUUACCGGACUGACGGCAGCCGCACUGACGGCAUCCUUGGUGACUCCGGAGGUGGCUGAAGCUGCUGACAGUAUCUCGCCGUCUCUGAAGAACUUCUUGCUAAGCAUUGUUGCCGGUGGGCUCGUGGUCGCCGUCAUUGCUGGCGUCGUCAUCGGUGUCUCCAACUUCGAUCCUGUUAAGAGGGGCUAAAGAAAGACUCCUUUCAUGUAAUAAUAAUAAUAGUACUUAAUAUUAUUAUUCCCCCUUUUGUCUGGUGUCUGUAUUUUCGGAUGAUAUGGUCAAUUUAAUUUCCGAGAAACAACCGAAUCAUAUUCAAGAUUUCAUUUUCCAUAAACUGCAUUUAUACACUG
Molecule: messenger RNA, 1754 nt
Organism: Cuscuta europaea
Lineage: Eukaryota; Viridiplantae; Streptophyta; Magnoliopsida; Solanales; Convolvulaceae
Source: the annotation of a GenBank genome assembly